Molecule: messenger RNA, 8713 nt
Organism: Culex quinquefasciatus (southern house mosquito)
Lineage: Eukaryota; Metazoa; Arthropoda; Insecta; Diptera; Culicidae
Product: acid sphingomyelinase-like phosphodiesterase 3a
Exons: 10
Coding region: 1979-3784 (601 amino acids)
Source: RefSeq, a predicted model, not a curated record
UCAGUUUAAUGUGAUACCGUCGGCCCGUUCGGACGUGUUUUCUCUGCGGCGGUGUCUCUGGGAAUCUCGAGAGGAGCCUCUAUUCCGAGACCUGUGGUGUUCUGUAGUGUAUAGAGUGUGCUUUACAAGUUUACCUUACUGAAGUUGUCCUAAAUCUAUUACGUUCUGCAGUUUGCGAGGUCAUUCCCUUUGGCGGCGCCGGACUCGGUUUAGGACCCGUUACAUAAAUUAAGGCGCUCGUCGUAGCGACCCUCAAUGUAGGCAUUUUGGCUUGCGGGUGUGAAGAAAGCAGUCACUUUGUGUUGUGCGUGUGUGUGUGCCAAAAGUAGACCCGUUUGUUUUGGGGUUCGCCCACAUCGGAUGACACAAAUUCCCCGGAAGGAUACACGGUUCAAAGGAUUUUGGCGGGGUGAAAAGGGACCAGGACCAACACGCAAUACGCGCUGUGUGUGUGAGCGUGAAGCCUGCCGAAGAAUUUUGUAUGAAACAUAUUGCUGAUUAGCAAAAGUGCUGAAGCUCCUGCUAAAGGUGUGUAUUCUCGUGCGUUCGUGUGCUGGGUUGUCACUGUGUCACGGGGUGGAAAAGGUUGCCAAUAAAAACGGGAAAUUGAUGAGCCCCACGACGACGACAACGCUGGGAAGCGUGAUUUCAGGCGUUGGAGUGCUAUAAAAACAUCGAGCAAGAGCGGAUGAAAAAAUGCUUCAGUGAAAAGUCGGGCACGUGAGAUCAAUAACACAGAGAGCUCUCGGAUACACAAUCGCGCAGGAGAAGGAAGAAAAACUUUGCUCCGAAAAAAGGAAGAACAAAACAAAAAAAAAACGCACCAGCAACGAUGACGGUGGCGAAAAUGUCCUGUGACCUCGUCGUUUGAAAAAUGUAAAUAAGCGACAUUUUCUGUCCACGGCCCCCGGUCCGGAACCCCAAAAGCACACGAUUUCACCACAACUUUGACCGAAACACUCCAAAUUGCUGGUCAUUAUCGUCAUCACUAUCGUUAGACGUGCCACGGCUUCGGCGGCCGAAAUCGGAAAGUAGCUCUCAUCGUUUGCAUUUUUAACGUGGCCACCAAAAUCCACCGAGAAAACGACCGAAGCACCGAAAAAAAAACUGCCGUGACCGUUGCGUGGACAUCACGCUGAAGCGCUUUUUAAUUCAGGGCCACCCGCUUCAGAUUUCGUCGAGGCUCUCAUUUUCCGUCGACCGGCAGCACACCCUCCUUGAAUAUUCAUAAACUUUCCGCCUCUAAUGGCACUUGACGAGCGCCUGGAAGCGUGAAAGUUUUCAUCCUUUUAUUUUUUUCAUUCGCCACCCCCUCCCACGUGGUUGUUUUUCUUUUGCCUAUUAUUAUUUUUCUUUUUGUUUCUCUUUUGUUCUCCUCCAACAGCCGACUAAGUGAAAAUUGAUACCGAACGACGACGGCGUCGCUCUACAGAAGGCGUUCUCUCGCUCUUUAUUUAAACGUGAGAAUAGAGCCAAAAGUAAACAAACACGUGCGCGUAAUUGUGGAAAAGUGAUUAUCUUUCCCCCGGCACGUCGAAGACGACGACGACGACAACGACGACAAACGGAGGAAAAGAAAUAAAGUAAUUAUUCUGGCGCACUGUGAGAGUGUGUUUUUUUUUGUUUGCUCCAAGGGUGAAAAGUUUAGCCGAAGAAGCUCUGCUCCUGCGAGUGAGAGUGGGCAAAUGAAAAUUUCCGUUCUGUAAUUAUGUGAGAAACAGAUGCGUACUUUUGGAGUCCCAAAAACUUUCGACGCAGCCGGUGUGGUGGAAAAGUAAAAUAUUAAUAAACAGUCAGAUUCGGAAAAUUGCGCCAACAGUCAGACUGGGUCACAGUAUGUGGUAAUGUAAAGUAAGAAAAAAAAAACGCAAAUAAUAAUCCGAACCGAGAAAAGGACACUCGUAAUUUCCGGCGACGGCUAACGGACAGAAGGACGACGACGGACGAGGACGACCGAACGCUCCCAAAUGUCGAAUGCAUGAAACAUAAUGGAUUACCUGGGCAGCAGCUUAAAAUGGACCUCCAAAGACUAUUGAAGGUCUUCCGGGUCGUCGCCUUCACAUGGGUCUGCCUGGCCGCCACGUGCUGUGUUAGACUGGCGGAUGCGAGAAUCGGAUACUUCUGGCACAUAACGGAUUUACAUUUCGACUCAUACUACACCACCAAGGGGGAUAUUUUCCGAAGCUGUUGGGAGAACGAGCACCACUCGGGCACGAGCAACACGAAACGGCCCGGCCCGUACGGUGACCACAUGUGCGACAGCCCAUGGAGUCUGCUCGAGUCGGCCACGCAAGCGAUGAAAUCCAAGCAAGGCGAUAACGUCGAAUUUGUCCUGUGGACCGGUGAUGGCCUGUCCCACUCAGCGCGCCGACUUCACGAGCCAAACCGGCUGGAGCUGCUGCGGAACAUCACCGAGCUGAUGAGUCGCACCUUCCCGUCGCAGUUCGUGUUCCCGGUGCUCGGCCACGACGACGGGACGCCCAACUUUGUGCAGCUUGGCGAGCUGUGGCGCCACUGGUUGCCCUCCGAGGCCCUGCAGACGUUCGAGAAAGGUGGCUACUACACGAUCGAGCAAACCAAGAGCAACCUGCGGAUAAUAGCUUUAAACACCAACUACAUGCGCCACGACGCCAAGUACUCACAGUCGCACUCGUCAGCGGUGAAGCAGCGCCCGGACGGGUCGAUCCAUUACACCGGGGGCCACGGCUACGACCGGGACCACCACAUGGGCCUCGGCAAGCACUACCACCGGGACGGGAUCAUCGUGGGCAGCCCCGGGGGUCCCGGCUAUCCCGUGUACAGCAGCGAUAGGCGGAACAGCUACAGUAGUAGUGGUGGUGUUAGUAGGAUAGACGGCAGUAGCAGUAGUAGUGGUAGUGGUAGUGUCGGUGGCCACGUCAGUGCAUUAUCGGGAUCAAACAGCCACGAGUCGGAGAAGCAGUGGGAGUGGCUCGAGGACACACUGGAGAAGUUUAGUAAUAAAAAGGAGAAUGUAUAUAUAGUAGGACACAUACCACCAGGCUCGGACGAGCGCCACAUUGGCCACACGAUGCCGUACGGACACACGAGCUUCACCGAGAAGAACAACGCGCGCUACCUGCGGCUGGUGAAGAAGUACUCGUCGAUCAUUCAGGGACAGUUCUUCGGCCACCUGCACUCGGACUCGUUCCGGGUGGUCUACAAUGACAUUGGUAAACCCGUGUCAUGGAUGAUGAUCGCGCCCUCGAUCAGUCCCCGGAGGAUGGGCGAAUCGAACAACCCGGCCAUGCGGUUGUACAAAUUUGACACCGAUUCCGGCCAGGUCCUGGACUACACGCAGUACUACCUGGACCUGGACCAGGCCAACCUGCAGGAGGAAGCGGUCUGGCAGCCCGAGUACAACCUGACGACGUACUACUACGGCCUGGCCGAGGUUUCAUCGGUGGCGCUGCACAACCUGGCCGACCGGUUCUCGAACGCGGACGAUACGCAGUUUGCCAAGUACUACCGCGCCAACUCGGUCCGCUACUCGACGCAGAGCUGCGAGGGCAUCUGCCUGCUCAAUCACUACUGUGCCAUAACGCGGCUGGACUACCGCGAGUUCCGCCACUGUCUGGAGACGUCGGCCAAGGCACUGGCCUCGAAGAACGGCUCCGGCUGCCACGGGUUCCCGGGCGUGGCGCUGGUUCCGCUGAUGGCCUGCCUGGUGGUUCUGGUGAACUUCAGGAGGGCUGCGGUGAUGGUCAGCUGGCUGGUGGUGCUCCAGGUUGCCGCGGGCUGGAUUGCCUCCGGUGGUCACCAGUAGAAGGUAGAUGUGGUUGUGUGCGUUGCUUUAGUGUAUAUUUGUGCAGAGCUGCUGUUUGCGUGUGGGUGUGAGGUUUGUGGAAAGUGGUGAAAAUGAAACAGUUUUACAUAUUCAUUAAAGUUAUUGAUUUUUUUUCUUUCGCACCCCUCGAUGGCCAUUAAGAGUACAAUCUGAAUGAAAAAGAGGGAAAACGCUUCAGAGGAAAUUCAAAAAGAAUAAAGGUUUUGUUUGACAGUAAAAUUUAAAUUUUAGGCAAACUUUUUUUCAAUUUUUCAAUUCAUUUCAUUUUAAAAUUCAAUACUGUGAAAAAUCCCAUCAGAAGCAGUAAAAAAUAGAAAAAAUAAAUCAGGAAACGGCGAUACAGCAGCGGUUAUGUGGUUUGCAUACCCUCAUCCCUCCCCCCACAACCCACGUGAUCAACACCAUCGACUGCGUGUGAAACUUUAAGCUAAUUUAUUGCCAGCAAAUUAUUUUCCCUGUAAACGAUAACGGUGAAACGCCUACCAGAGUGUACCGGACAAGAGCAUCAACAAAAACGGGAUUAACUGUGUGGCCUUGUUGCUAUUAGCGAUGGCUUUGCUCAUCCCUCUCCCUCCCCUCACGACACGCUGUCUCUCUUAACAUAAAUAUACUUGUCCGUGAAAAGCUGGCCCACCCACCCUCACGAGGUGGGGGGUGUUUUUUUAAAAAAGCUGCGUGUUUGUUGAACACUACACGGGCUUGCUGACCAGGGUGAACCAGCGGUAGCAUCAUCACAUAGGAGGGGCUUCCAGCAUCCAGUCUGGAUAUAAAGUGAGUCCCCGGUUUUGGAUUUCUGUGUUUGCGUGCUGUAAUUGGGAUGUUGGCUUUUCACACACGAACGUGGAUUUCAAGCGGAUUUUUUGGAAAAUGAAUCUAGGGUCGGUAUUACUUGCGGAACAGUUAUGGUAUACUUUCGAAUCAGUAGAGAAGUGAUGUGUUAUUUUGAGAUGGAUGUUGACAAUGACAAUGCCAAUUUUGACAAAAUAAUAUAUUUUAAAAAAUAUAUAAUUGCUGGAAUUUAUAGCAAAUAAACAACCAAAUCAGUAAAAUCUAUUCUUUGGCGUUGGUAAUCAUAAUUUUCAUAAAUUUUUUUAACAUAAUUAAAUCUUCAAAAGAAGCGGUCAUUAAAAUGUUGUCAUUAUAAACCAUUUUUAAUGUAAAUUAUAUUAGUUUUCAUUCGAAAUGCGUGAUCUUGAAAGUAGAAAUAUGGCAGAUAUUCUUUAACCAACCAUAAUUAAAAUUUCUAUGUAUUUCUGCAUUUUGCUUGUUAAGUUUUAUGUACAAGAUAAAGUUCUAUGAUUGUUUUAUUUUUUUUUUUCAAUCAAACAUUUUUCAAAUUGACUUAAUAAUUGUGUUCUGUAUGUAGACUUACAUAUUAAAAUGAUGAAAUUUAUUUUUCAUGAUAAAGUAAUAGCAAACAUAAUAGUGAAAGUAACAUUCAGUAGAAACAUCAGACCUUCUCUGGGUCGAUAUUUCAGGAAGCAUGGUUAAGAGCAGCAAUCGGAAUAAUUAAUAAAAUAAUUGAUGUAAGCUAUUAGAAAAGACUGAAAAUACCAUUUGAGACUUUUCAAAAAAUACAUUUAAUUUAAUCAAAUUUCCAUUCCCUGCAAUAAUGACUUGACAGUGAAUUUAACUUCGUAACAUAAUUUAUUGUUAAUAAAAUUAGUCUUUUGCAGAUUUUUAAAGAUUUUUUGUGAGUUUCGUGUAAUUUUCACGAAAUUUAAUGAUUUGAUUCUCGUAGAUAUUGGAAAUUUCAAAGUUUAUUUCUAGUUUUACAAGUUUAUUUCAGACUUUAUUUUUGCUUCUUGAUAAUUUUAUGAAGCUUUUGAAGAGGAAGUUGAAAAUUUAUAAACAUUAUUGGGAUUUGAAAGUCCAUCAAAACAUGAACAUCAACAUGAAAAUUCAAGUUGUAUUAAUCAUUUUGGCUAGACAAGAUAGUAAAAUUUUGUAUUUAUCUGGAAUUCAAUGCAAUGCAAAAAGCUAAAAUAUUAGAAUCAGAAAAUAUGUUUAGCUUCAGAAAAAUCAAAUAAAAUAUAGCCAUUUAACAAGAACCAAAGAACAAAGAAAUAUAGAAAACAUUUUGUUGAUGAAAAAAAAGAAAUAAUGGUCUUUUGAAGACUCACUUUAGAAGGGUCUACGCAGAAAGAAAUCAAUUCCCGUAAUCGUGAAUUAAUUUCACGAAUUUGAGAUCCUCGAAGGAAUUUAUUCAUGAGUAUGGUGCAUUUGCACCAUACACGUGAAUAUAUUCCUUCGUGGUUCUCAUAAUCGUGAACUGACUUCACGGUUUCGAGAAUUGAUUUUUUUCUGUGUACAGUACUUUAUGAAAUUUUAAAAUGCUCUAAGAAAUUUGAACAUUUUUCACUUUCCAUUUAAUUUGGUGCUUUGGAAUUGUGGUCACGGUGAAAUUUGCGAUCGUGAAAAAUCACUAACCUUAGAACAACUUGGGCUAAACCGCCUCAAUGAUUGAUGCCUUUCUAACAAAAUCAAUUGCAAAAGCUUCAUGUUUGUAUUUGAUUGCGCCUGAAUGCAUGCAAGAAAAGUAAAAAAAAAGUUCUGAAAAUUUAGUUUUCAAAUAUUCCCGUAAAAUGACGAAAGCGAAGUUUUGAUUUUUGAAAUUCUAGCUGAAACUUUUGAGGGUAUCGAAAAUCAACCCUUUUUGCAUUUACCAAAAUCUUUUUUGAAUAUUUCGAAAACUUAAUAAAAUUCAACAAUUUUCAGUGGGAGCUUAUGAGAACCCAAACCGGACUGAAUGGAAUUAACUCGGACAAGUCUGCUGAGCCAUUGUCGAGAAAUCCGAGAUAAUAGAAUCGUAUCCUACAGAUACUUGCUCAGAAUUUAAUUCUGUGUCGAUAUGAUUAAGUGAAGGUUUAAGAAGUUCAUUUUUUGGGUGAUUUUAUGGCCUUUCUUCAAUAAUGGUGGCAAAAAAUAUUGAAUAUAAGAAAUUUUUUGUAUUCCAAUUGUAUUCAAAAAAUGAUAAAAAUGCAUUUUUUUUUACUUCCAUUAAAUUAACACAAAUUUAAGAAACUACUUACAAAAUCAUGCUUUCAAGAAUAAUCGUUAAUUUCUUGCUUGAAAAGAUUCUGUUGUCAAAGAUGGAAGAAGAAAGUAACACAACCCAAGUAACAUUUUUUUUCCAGGAGUUCUACAAGAGCUCUUCAAGAUAGCUACAGCAUAGCAGUUUGAACCGCGGUAGGAUAAAAUUCUCUUCAAAACUUCUUCAGGAGUUUAGAAGAGUACUUGAAGAGAGUUUUAUCCUACCGUGGUCCAAACUGCUAUGCUGUAGCCAUCUUGAAGAGCUCUUGUAGAACUCCUGGAAAAAAUGUUACUUGGGAAUCUUCCAAUGGAUUCUGAAUGUAAAUGGUUCCAAUCCUCAUUUUACUUAUUUUAAUUAAUUUGAAAGCCUCAGUUUCAUUUAAAUAUGACCAUUAUUUUUAUUGAACACUCUUUCAAGCCUGGUAAUGUAAUUACAAAUUGAUACAUUAUUCGUAAGACCCUCAGGAGGAAAAAAACCAAUAUUUUCACUCCAAGCCCAAGUUACGGACCGUAAAUCACCAGUGGAAACUCCCAUAAGAACGUCCUUCCUUUUUUCCGAAAAAUUGAACUGAAAUUAAAUCCAAUCCCCCGGACGUAGCUUGGCAGCUUCCACGGAACCAACCGCCCAAAAAAAAAGGGGUAACAUUUAUCGCGCGGCAACGCAAUGAAAUUAAACCACCGCAGAACGCAGCCCGUGGCAGCGAAAGGAAUUCUCAAAUAAACCAUUCCAAGUGGGAGGGCAGAAAAAAGGGACUCAAAUAAAUCUUGCCAAUGACUUUCCAAAGCGAGGUGGAAAAUUUUCCGUUUGAAGGGUGGGGAGGAAAAAGCUAAAGCAAACCAAAGCUCUAACCAAAAGCCCACAUUUUCCGAAAUGAAAAAAAAAAAAACACGAAUUGACUGAAAUUUCAACAGAACAAGUAAAACAGAGAGAAGAAUGUUAAGCAAACACUCGCGGACAGGGUGAGAUUGUUUUAGGGAAUGAAAGGGGUAGGAAAAAAACAGCAGCGAAUUCUUUGUUAUUUACUUUUUUGCUGUAAAAAGGAGGAAAUUAAAUGUGAUAAAAACUGAUUGAUUGAGCGCCUAAGAGUUAAUGAUGUGGAACGAAAGCAGAGGGUUUGAAAUGAAGAUUUAUGAUGUUUUAGGAAAGGUCCCUCGGACGCUCCAGCAGCGGAGGAGGGUUAAAUGUAAAUAAUCACUUCAUAAGGCAGAUUCAUCUAGCGGUAUGCGGAACCUUAGAUAAAACUGCAUGAAUAUUUUAUUUUUUGACUAGGUUCAAGCUCCCCGGAAACGUGAAAAGAGACCGCAUGGCUUUUUGUUCCAAAAACCCCAGUUAUGAAAGCAUUCGUACGAGACACAAUACCAAAAUUGUAAAACUUAGUCUGUAAAUUUAGCUAAAUUACUACAAAAUGUGUAUAAAACGACUUAGUUUAAGCUGCUAUUCAACGGUGUUUGUCGAACAGCUCAUAGAGAAAAAAAUGCAACUAAACCAAAUCGAAACACUUAUUCCAAAUUUGUUGACUAAUUGAAGGCGAUCAUGUUUUACAUCCCAUUGAACUAGAAUUUUAUUACCGAAAAAAAAAUCUAUACAGAGUUGCAAACCCCCCAAAAAAAACCGCUCUGAACACAGAUCGGUGACAGAACGCUCUGUAAGUUAGCAAAUCCAGACUCUGAGUCACUAUUUAAUCUAUGAUCCAACCGAUGCAGAGUUUGAUUUCCAGAAAGAAUCGAAUAUUUAAAAACCAGAAAAAAAAAAUUAAAACACCUCUGAAGAUGCUACAAAACUCGAGGAAGCUAGGCCGAAAUUGGAACAGAAAACGCAAAAAAAAAAAUAACCAGAAACAAAUAAAGAAAGUAAAUGUUUUUAAAUAAAUCAAA